AUUAACAGAAUUUGCAGAGAAGGACAAAAACCCGACACGGACUCUUCAGGACGAAUGCAGGAAAAGUGUCGUCACCUUCUCGUGGCUGACCUCGGUAGUGAGUGUUUGAGCUCUACAGCUUGUUGUCACAGCACGCAAGUUCGGGGGUCGAAGUCGAGGGCAUCGUGGCAUGGAGCUGCAGCCAAGGGCACACAGGGGGUGUGUCUAGCGUCCAGAGGACAUGCCAAGCAGCGUCGCGGAGUACAAGCGCAAACACGAGCACGGGCACAAGUGGAAGCGCAAGCAGAAGCAUGGAUGCGGGCAUGGAGGACGCGGGUGUCAGUGUCGCAACAUGGGGUUGCGGCUACGACACAUAGGUAUACAAGGACGCAAGUGCAAGGAGGAUCGCGCAAGAUGCAGCAGGCCUUGCCAGCGGAGGCAUCGAUACCAAGGCCGUGGCGUGAAGUUGCGAACAGGAUGCGCGAGGGCGUGCGUAAGCAGUUAGGGACGACAUGCGUGGGCACGCGAGAGUGUCCUGGGCCGAGACAUGGGUGCACACACGGGCAAGCUGGGUCGAGGCGUUGGCACGCAUGGGUGCAGUUUGGUUCGAGGCGUGGGACGCGUGGGCGCGAGCGCGACAUGGAACGCUCAAGAGGCGAGCCUUGCACGAGUUGGCAGCAUCCAUGCCAAGGCCGUGGCACGGGGUCACGGUCGAGCCAUGCUGGAGCGCGCAAGAGCGACAAGGGUCUAGAUAAGGACCAGAACAGUGAUCUGGAUAAGGACGUGAACAGUGCUCCGCGCGUGAACAGUGUCAGACAAGGGGUUUGGAAUGGGCUUAAUAGUUCUGCACUUCGUGCUCGACCUCGGCAGCAAGUGUUUGAGCUCUGUAGCUCGUGGUUGACCUCGGCAGCUCAUCUCAUGUUUGUGCUCUACAGCUUCAUGCUUGACCUCUGCAGCUUGUGGUUGAGCUCGGAAGCUCGUGUUGGAGCUUUGCACUUCCUGUUUGACCUCUGCAGCUCGUGUUUGAGCUCAACAGCUCGUGUUGGAGCUCUGCACUUCCUAUUUGACCUCUGCAGCUCGUGUUGGAGCUCUGCACUUCAUGCUUGGCCUCUGCAGCUCAUAGUUGAGCUUGGAAGCAAGUGUUUGAGCUCUGCAACUCAUGCUCAAGUUCUACACUUCAUGUUGGACCUCUGCAGCUCGUGGCUGACCUUGGCAGCAAGUGUUUGAGUUCUGCAAUUCGUGGUUGACCUCAGCAGCUCGUAUUUGACCUCUGCAGCUGGUGCUUGUGUUCUGCACCUCGUGGUUGACUUUGGCAAACUCUUUUUUGUCUUGCACAUAUCUCAAUCUUCUUGGUCAAAUUUCUUCCACGUCUCAACUUCCUCC
Messenger RNA from Rubroshorea leprosula, 1362 nucleotides. The record is from the annotation of a GenBank genome assembly. NCBI's taxonomy places the organism in Eukaryota, Viridiplantae, Streptophyta, Magnoliopsida, Malvales, Dipterocarpaceae.